This is a messenger RNA of Neogale vison (American mink), 1400 nucleotides long. It is a transcript of the gene CLIC3, whose product is annotated as chloride intracellular channel 3. The record is from RefSeq and is a predicted model, not a curated record. The transcript is spliced from 6 exons. Lineage: Eukaryota; Metazoa; Chordata; Mammalia; Carnivora; Mustelidae. The coding region runs from base 627 to 1340 and encodes 237 amino acids.
UCUGUCAAAUAAAUAAAAUCUUGAAGAAGAAGGAAGGAGGAGGAGAACGGGGAGGGGGAGGAAAGCCUGCCUGGAACCCCACUGGGAGGGCAGUAGGUGUGGGGUGGGCUGACCUGGGAUGCCUGAGCAGGCCCGCAGCGCUCCUGGAAUGUGGGCUGGCCUGGGGGGCGGGGCUCUGCCAGACCCAACCCAGCGAUGGGAGGGGCGUCCCUUUCCGGGAGGUAGGCAAACUGGGAAACUGAGGCUGGGGCCCGGCUGUUCAUUUAUUUCUCCGACGCGCUCCCCAUCUUUCUGGAGGGAAGCCCGGCAGACAACAGGACGGCUGCGGAGUUCACGGCAGGAGUGAGUCUGAUCCGGAGCGCCCUCCUCCCAGACUGGCACCUUCUCUCCCUGCCUCCGAGGCCGUGGCCUCCGCCUCCAUCCCACACAACCCUGCGCACUUGGCACCCCCGUCACACCCUCAUGCUUGGACGCGAGCACCAACCGCGGCAUGGGUGACUCGUCAGGGCGGGCCCUGGACGGGGCAGGGCGGGGCACCCCGGGAGUCUUAAAGGACUCUCCAGGCCCCCACCCCUGCCCCGCUGUCGCCGGCGCCGCUGCUGCCCCUGCUGCUGCUGCUCCCAGCCAUGGCGGAGACUGCCAAGCUCCAGCUGUUUGUCAAGGCCAGCGAGGACGGCGAGAGCGUGGGACCCUGCCCUUCUUGCCAGCGGCUCUUCAUGCUCCUGCUUCUCAAGGGCGUGCCCUUCACUCUGACCACCGUGGACACUCGCAGGUCCCUGGAUGUGCUUAAGGACUUUGCCCCUGGCUCGCAGCUGCCCAUUCUUCUCUACGACGGCGACGCCAAAACAGACACACUGCAGAUCGAGGAGUUUCUGGAGGAGACGCUGGGGCCCCCUGAAUUCCCCAGCCUGGCGCCCCGCUACGGGGAGUCCUCCACGGCGGGCAACGACGUCUUUCACAGGUUCUCGGCCUUCAUCAAGAACCCGGUGCCCACGCAGGACGAUGCCCUGUACCAGAUGCUGCUGCGAGCGCUCACCAAGCUGGACGGCUACCUGCGCACGCCCCUGGGGCACGAGCGCGCGCGGGAACCCCAGCUCCGCGAGUCGCGCCGCCGCUUCCUGGACGGCGACGAGCUCACGCUGGCUGACUGCAGCCUGCUGCCCAAGCUGCACAUCGUGGACACGGUGUGCACGCACUUCCGCGGAGCGCCCAUACCAGCCGAGCUGCGCGGCGUCCGCCGCUACCUGGACAGCGCGCGGCAAGUGAAGGAGUUCAAGUACACGUGUCCAUCCAGCGCGGAGAUCCUUGCGGCCUACCGGAUGGCCGUGCGCCCCCGCUAACCCCUCCCCCCCAUCUCCAGCCACCCUCUCCUACAGCCCCAUAAAGGCAGCUGUGCCCCA